Messenger RNA from Episyrphus balteatus (marmalade hoverfly), 2509 nucleotides. It is a transcript of the gene Xpd, whose product is annotated as general transcription and DNA repair factor IIH helicase subunit XPD. Gene Ontology annotation, cellular component: nucleus. The transcript has 2 exons. Gene Ontology annotation, molecular function: hydrolase activity, acting on acid anhydrides, in phosphorus-containing anhydrides; ATP binding; damaged DNA binding. Gene Ontology annotation, biological process: transcription by RNA polymerase II; positive regulation of mitotic recombination; nucleotide-excision repair. The record is from RefSeq and is a predicted model, not a curated record. Bases 154 to 2439 code for a protein of 761 amino acids. NCBI's taxonomy places the organism in Eukaryota, Metazoa, Arthropoda, Insecta, Diptera, Syrphidae.
ACAGACAUCUAGUGUGCCCGUUAAGUUUGUCAGUGUGAACCUCCUGACAUUUUCUGUCUGUUUAUUUUAUUUCAUAUUCAUUUGUGUAUUUUUGUUGAUUUGAAUUGAACACCGCCUACAGAACACAUUUCAGUGUAACCAAAGAACACAAAUAUGAAGCUAACCGUUGAUGGACUCGAAGUCCACUUUCCAUACGAAUACAUCUACCCCGAACAAUAUGAAUACAUGAUUGAACUUAAAAAAGCCUUGGAUGCCAAAGGACAUUGUCUUCUCGAAAUGCCUUCAGGAACUGGCAAAACUGCAACUUUACUUUCAUUAAUUGUAGCCUAUAUGAUUGCCAAUCCAAAUAAUGUCCGUAAGUUAAUCUAUUGUUCACGUACAGUUCCAGAAAUCGAAAAAGUCGUCGCCGAAUUGAAAAGCUUAUUACAUUAUUACGCUAAACAUUCUCAUUCACCGCCAAAAAUUACUGGCUUAGUUUUGAGUUCGCGGAAGAAUAUGUGCAUCCAUCCGGAUGUUAGUAAACAAUAUGAAGGCAAAUCUGUUGAUGCCAUGUGUUUUGGUUUAACUGCAAGUUAUAUUCGGGAAAAAGCUGAAUUAGAUGAAAAUGUACAAACUUGUCAAUAUUAUGAAGGUUUUAAUUUAGAAGGUAAAGAGUCAACUUUGCCUGAAGGAGUUUAUAGUCUUGAUGAUUUAAAAGAGUAUGGAAGGGCAAGGAACUGGUGUCCUUACUUCACGGCUCGAUAUGCUAUUGCAUAUGCCACAAUUGUUGUUUACAGUUAUCAUUACUUACUUGAUCCCAAAAUUGCUGAAGUCGUUUCGAAAGAACUUCAAAAAGAAUCUGUUAUUGUUUUUGAUGAAGCACACAACAUUGACAAUGUCUGCAUUGAUUCAAUGAGUGUGAAAAUAAAUCGAAGAAUUGUCGAACGAAGUACGAAUGCAAUCAACAAUUUGCAAAAAAUUGUUCGAGAUAUUAAAGAAGAAGAUACAAACCGUUUAAAUUAUGAAUAUCAAAAAAUGGUUCAAGGUUUAAAGGAAGCCAGCGAAAAACAAGACACAGAUAUGGUGUUGGCAAAUCCACUUUUGCCAGCCGAUGUCUUGAAAGAGGUUGUUCCAGGAAAUAUUCGUAAUGCUGACCAUUUUAUCAAUUUCCUUCGACGAUUUGUUGAAUAUAUAAAAACUCGUCUUCGAGUUCAUAAUGUCGUUCAGGAAUCACCUGCAAACUUUCUUAAAGAUAUAUCAUCAAAAAUCUGUGCAGAUAGAAAACCUUUAAGAUUUUGUGCCGAACGACUGGCAAGUCUUUUAAGAACACUUGAAAUUACAGAUAUGACAGAAUAUGGUGGUCUUGUUGUGAUGACUCACUUUGCCACUUUAGUGUCGACUUAUACAAAAGGAUUUACAAUCAUCAUUGAACCUUUUGAUGAUAAAACUCCAACCGUUGCAAAUCCUAUUUUACAUUUUAGCUGUUUGGAUUCAUCAAUUGCGAUGGCUCCAAUAUUUUCACGAUUUCAAAGUGUUGUUAUUACUUCGGGUACACUAUCUCCAAUGGAUAUGUAUCCUAAAAUAUUGGAUUUUAAUCCUGUUGUUAUAAGUUCCUUUACAAUGACAUUGGCCAGACCAUGUUUAUUACCAGUGAUUGUAUCAAAAGGUAAUGAUCAAGUUGCGAUAUCAUCGAAAUUCGAAACACGUGAAGAUACAGCUGUAAUAAGAAACUAUGGACAACUUUUAGUUGAAACAGCAAAAAUCGUUCCUGAUGGUGUUGUUUGUUUUUUUACAUCAUAUUUGUAUUUAGAAUCGGUAGUAGCAUCUUGGUAUGAUCAAGGUAUUGUAGACACUCUAUUACGAUAUAAAUUACUCUUUAUCGAGACACAAGACAAUGCAGAAACAAGUUAUGCUCUGAUGAAUUAUAUAAAAGCUUGUGAUUGUGGACGUGGUGCAGUUCUGCUGGCAGUAACUCGAGGCAAAGUAUCGGAAGGUGUUGAUUUUGAUCAUCAAUAUGGAAGAGCUGUACUUAUGUUGGGUAUUCCUUAUGUAUAUACUCAAUCAAAGAUUUUAAAAGCUCGACUACAAUAUCUUAGAGAUAAUUUUCAAAUUAAUGAAAAUGAUUUUCUUACUUUUGAUGCUAUGCGACAUGCAGCUCAGUGUGUUGGGAGAGUACUUCGUGGCAAAACUGAUUAUGGUAUUAUGAUAUUUGCGGAUAAGCGUUUUUCACGACAAGAUAAACGUGGUCGAUUGCCGAAAUGGAUUCAAGAAUAUUUAGUGGAUAGUUAUUGUAAUUUGAGUACGGAAGAAGCGAUGCAUUUAGCUAGAAGAUGGUUGAGGCAAAUGGCACAACCAUUUACAAGGGAAGAUCAACUUGGUAUAUCUUUGUUAACAUUAGAGCAGUUGGAGAAUUAUGAAAGACAAAAAAUGGAAAAGAACAAAUCAGUAAUAAAUGAUUAAGUUAUUGAUUAAAGUUAUUGUGUUAUUUUUGUAAUAAAUCUACUAAGAGCUUCUGAGCAUAAGUUUUUCA